Molecule: messenger RNA, 3859 nt
Organism: Mya arenaria
Lineage: Eukaryota; Metazoa; Mollusca; Bivalvia; Myida; Myidae
Exons: 5
Coding region: 132-1184 (350 amino acids)
Source: RefSeq, a predicted model, not a curated record
GCGCCCUUCGUUGGAGAGGCGUAUAGGAGCGUCUACGGAGAACGAAGGUUUUACAGGGGAGCUGUGAAUCGUACAAUACGAGAGCGUAUACGAUUGGACGUAUAGAUAAGGACGAUAUUUAAGAGGGCGAGAUGUCGGGCCUCCGAGCGCCUUCCGUUCAUCUACGGUACUUCGACUACGCGGCGGGCGACAUUCUUACUCAGGAUGUAUACGUACCACAAACGGGCCUCGCCUGCAACACCUACUAUUGCUGCCUACAGUGGAACGCAGGGAUGAAUGGUGGCGGAUACUGUGGGAUCCAGGAUCAUCCGCGCGGCCGUAACUUCAUCUUUUCCUUAUGGGACCCACCUCCGGGUGAGGGCGCGAUCCGACCCAUAUACGAGGGUCCUGGGACAGUCUGCGAGCCGUUCGGUGGAGAAGGGACGGGAAUGAAAUCGUGGAACUUCUCACUAGGCUGGGAACCAGAUCACUGGUUUACGCUUGUCACGCGCCGCUGGGGUCACGACGACCACUCAUACUUCGGCUUCUGGGUGUACAAACACAAAGCGCUGGAGUGGACACAUUUUGUCACGCUAGACUACCCCAUGCCUAAUGUAUGCUUUGACACGACGUCCUGCAGCUUCCUUGAGGAUUGGCAUGGAAACGGUAACGAAGUGAGAAGAGUCCAUUUCCAGAACGGCUACAAACGCAAUCUUAACGGCGGCUGGAUGCCGUUCAAUGAGGCCGGCUUCAGUAUGGUCCGCGAAGCGUCUAGUCGCACAUUUGAGAAUAAUUUCGACACUGGCGUUCUCGAUGGCAUGUUCUUUCUUCAGUCAGGCGGAAGUACAAAACCUUCAAAAACAGCCGUCGAUAGCGGAACGAUCUGUCGAAAGAUUACAGCAAAACCGGAUAUGCGUCCAAUAUGCUGCUCCCUGACAUCCGUCACAGAUACGGAAAUCACGUGGGAAAUACCGGACGGAAGUAUCCCUCAGUUUCAAUACAUCAUUUAUAUUGACGGCGUCAUUUACAAACAGGAAGUACACUCUGAACACAGACUGUGUAAGUUUAAAGCGCCACCGACAGAUGAGGUCGAACUUAUUGUUGAGGAUAUUUAUGGGCACUGUGUGCGCUCUAAGUUUAGGGUUCGAGAGGAGAAACAGCGUACAAAGUUGAGGACAAGAAUGGACGUGUACAUGCCAAACUAAUCUAUGCUGGCUAGACAUCCUGGUAAAUAAUACUAACCAAUGUGCAUUCUUAUAGUCUAAUACAUGUAUCUGAUAUAACGUAUUGAUUUAACUAGCCCGAUGAUUUUGAUUGCCAGUCAUUUGUGUACAUAUAAUAUCAUGUUGCAUUUUUCCUCCUGACCUUUCGGCAGAAACUUAAUCGCAUGUUCCCGAAUCUUGGACUAAUGUAACAUUCAUUGUUCGUUACCCUCGGUCUCAUUUUAAUCCCUUUUCCCGACCAUCUGGCGUAUGUUACUUCUUUUGUUCCUGACCCUCGGGCUCAUUUUAUGUUUUUUGCUUCUAACACUCGUUUACAUGUUAUAUUAUUUGCUUCAGACUCUCGAGAAUAUACAACAUUCCUUGUACAUGAUUCUCAGGUCAUGUAACAUUCCUUCGUUCUCCAUCCUCGGGAUCCUGUUACAUUUAUUGUUUCCGACCGUCGGGAUCCUUUCAAAAUCCUUGUUUCCGACAUUAGGGAUUAUUUAGCAUAUCAUGUUCCUGGCCCUCGCAAUUAUAUUGGCCCUCGCAAGUAUAUUGCAUAUCAAGUUCCUGGCCCUCGCAAUUAUAUUGCAUAUCAUGUUCCUGGCCCUCGCAAGUAUAUUGCAUAUCAUGUUCCUGGCCCUCGCAAUUAUAUUGCAUAUCAUGUUCUUGGCCCUCGCAAUUAUAUUGCAAAUUAUGUUCUUAUAUUGCAUAACAUGUUCUUGGCCCUGGCAAAUAUAUUGCAUAUCAUGUUCCUGGCCCUCGCAAUUAUAUUGCAAAUUAUGUUCUUAUAUUGCAUAACCUGUUCUUGGCCCUCGCAAUUAUAUUGCAUAUCAUGUUCCUGGCCCUCGCAAUUAUAUUGCAAAUUAUGUUCUUAUAUUGCAUAACAUGUUCUUGGCCCUCGAAAUUAUAUUGCAUAUCAUGUUCUUGGCCCUCGCAAUUAUAUUGCAAAUUAUGUUCUUAUAUUGCAUAUUAUGUUCUUGGCCCUCGAAAUUAUAUUGCAUAUCAUGUUCUUGGCCCUCGCAAUUAUAUUGCAAAUUAUGUUCUUAUAUUGCAUAACAUGUUCUUGGCCCUCGAAAUUAUAUUGCAUAUCAUGUUCUUGGCCCUCGCAAUUAUAUUGCAAAUUAUGUUCUUAUAUUGCAUAACCUGUUCUUGGCCCUCGCAAUUAUAUUGCAUAUCAUGUUCCUGGCCCUCGCAAUUAUAUUGCAAAUUAUGUUCUUAUAUUGCAUAACAUGUUCUUGGCCCUCGAACUUAUAUUGCAUAUCAUGUUCUUGGCCCUCGCAAUUGUAUUGCAAAUUAUGUUCUUAUAUUGCAUAGCAUGUUCUUGACCCUCGAAAUUAUAUUGCAUAUCAUGUUCUUGGCCCUCGCAAUUAUAUUGCAAAUCAUGUUCUUAUAUUGCAUAACAUGUUCUUGGCCCUCGAAAUUAUAUUGCAUAUCAUGUUCCUGGCCCUCGCAAUUAUAUUGCAAAUUAUGUUCUUAUAUUGCAUAUUAUGUUCCUGGCCCUCGAAAUUAUAUUGCAUAUCAUGUUCUUGGCCCUCGCAAUUAUAUUGCAUAUCAUGUUCUUGGCCCUGGCAAUUAUAUUGCAUAUAAUGUUCCUGGCCCUCGCAAUUAUAUUGCAUAUAAUGUUCCUGGCCCUCGCAAUUAUAUUGCAUAUCAUGUUCCUGGCCCUCGCAAUUAUAUUGCAAAUUAUGUUCUUAUAUUGCAUAACAUGUUCUUGGCCCUCGAAAUUAUAUUGCAUAUCAUGUUCCUGGCCCUCGCAAUUAUAUUGCAUAUCAUGUUCCUGGCCCUCGCAAUUAUAUUGCAUAUAAUGUUCCUGGCCCUCGCAAUUAUAUUGCAAAUUAUGUUCUUAUAUUGCAUAUCAUGUUCUUGGCCCUCGAAAUUAUAUUGCAUAUCAUGUUCCUGGCCCUCGCAAUUAUAUUGCAUAUCAUGUUCCUGGCCCUCGCAAUUAUAUUGCAUAUAAUGUUCCUGGCCAUCGGACAAAUGUCACAUUCCUUGAUGAUAAUUCCCUCGGGCUGAUGUUACAUUUAUUUUUCCGACCCUUGUUAUAUUACUUGUUCAAGACCAUCAGGUUUAUGUACCAUUUCUUCUUUAUUGCCCCGGGCUUAUGUUAUAUACAUUGCACCUGACCCUCGGGUUUAUGUUGCAUAUUAUUGUUGCAUAUUAUAGUCAGACUUUCGGGCUCCUAUUGUAUCUCAUAGACUCUCAGGGUACAUGCCUGAACUUUUGGAGCUUACAUAACAUUCAUAGCUUCCCCUUUCCCACAUUGCAUUUAUUUUUAUCGAUCCUCAGAUACAGACAAUGAACUUUUUAUUUCAUUAUUUCGUAUACUUUUCUUUGAGAUAAAGCUUAAAAGUUCAUUUACAUUUUCAUUAAGUAUUAUCUAAUUCGUCACGUUUUACCUAUGUGGCGUCUUCCGUGAAAAUCGAGUCCUCUGGAGGUAGUCAUAUUAUAUCCAAAUAAGAAAUUUAACCAAUUUAUAUAAUUGUAUAAACAACCUACAAUUUGUACGACCGAAUUAGAUGCUCAGUAUAUUGGAAAGGACAAAUUUUCGUCGACGAUGUCGCCUAUAAAUGUAUCAGUCUUCGCAUACAUAUAAAAAUAAAGAUAAUACUCUAUAAUAAUUGUGCUUUAAAGGAAAAAAAUUAUGGAAAAUGAAUAAAGGAUUUCAUUAAGAAGAA